ACCCUGAUAGGCCGCAGCCUAUCACCUCAUGCCACACAUGUCAUUUGCUUCUGUCGUCUGUCAAAACAGUUUAAAUUUCCCAAAAAUUAAGCGAAACAAAUACAGUAAAAUGCGGCAGUAACUAACACGUAACUACAACAAAAACUCGGUUUUAAUAAUUAAAAACAAGAAACAACCACGAUGCCAACACAACAAAGAACACAAGGUGACAAUGCGAUUCAAUGUUUUCAAGUAUCAUCCUCAUCGGACAUUUAUAAUCGCCCUUUCCUGUCCCCGUAUCAGAUCAGGGGUAGACCCAGCUACCGUAGAUCCUUUAACAUUACCCAUAGUAGCCCCAAUAUGAACCACAACCACGAAAAUCCCGUCCGAAAACCAAAUGCUGCAAUUUCAACAAGAGUGGCACUCAUCUCCGUGCUUAUAAUCUUCAUCGGCUCGCUGUUCGCCCUGUUUUUAGUGUACAAGACAUUCCCAAAAGUGACAGACGAGGAGCGCCAAUUCAUCAAACUCCCAUGGAACAUAGAAGACGCCAAACAGCUAGGAAUCGUUCUAAGUCGGUACAAAACAGACCACUACUUUCAAGUGAUGACAGGAGUUUUCAUAACCUACAUUUUCUUACAAACUUUCGCCAUCCCAGGAUCGUUGUUUUUGUCGGUCCUGUCGGGUUUCCUUUUCCCGUUCACCAUCGCGCUGAUCCUGGUGUGCACGUGCUCGGCACUAGGAGCCUCCCUCUGCUUCUUACUCUCUCAACUCUUGGGAAGAAAACUAGUCCUCAAGUAUUACCCCGAAAAGGCGCAGGCUUGGGCGCACCAAGUCGACAAGCACCGUGAUAACUUAUUUAAUUACGUGUUAUUCUUAAGGAUAACGCCGUUUUUGCCCAACUGGUUUAUAAAUUUGACGGCACCUGUGAUCGGUGUCCCGUUGGUGCCUUUCGCUGUUGGAACCUUCUUUGGAGUGGCGCCGCCGUCGUUUGUCGCUAUUCAAGGGGGGCAGACGCUGCAGAAUUUAACGGCGGACGAUUUUGCCAUCAGCGCUGGAUCUCUGACGUGGUUGGCGGUGUGCGGGGUGGUGCCACUGGUGCCCGUUAUUUUCAAAGGCUGGUUUAAGGAGAAACUUGAGUAAUGAAAGUAUUUAUGUUCCGUUAAAUUCAUUCCUGACUUUUGUACACGUGUAGUCUGACCAGGCACAGGCUCAAGAAUUGUAUAUCAUUUUGGAGAGAAAUAAAGUUGUUUGUUAAAA
This is a messenger RNA of Zophobas morio, 1236 nucleotides long. RefSeq names its product transmembrane protein 41B (gene stas). The record is from RefSeq and is a predicted model, not a curated record. Lineage: Eukaryota; Metazoa; Arthropoda; Insecta; Coleoptera; Tenebrionidae. Gene Ontology annotation, cellular component: endoplasmic reticulum membrane. The transcript is spliced from 3 exons. The coding region runs from base 181 to 1119 and encodes 312 amino acids.